Molecule: messenger RNA, 1008 nt
Organism: Histoplasma capsulatum G186AR
Lineage: Eukaryota; Fungi; Ascomycota; Eurotiomycetes; Onygenales; Ajellomycetaceae
Product: mitochondrial carrier protein
Exons: 4
Coding region: 1-1008 (335 amino acids)
Biological process (GO): transport
Molecular function (GO): transmembrane transporter activity
Source: RefSeq, a predicted model, not a curated record
AUGGGAAACCAAGAAGGGAAUGGAAUUCGUGGAAUCAAGUCAAAGGGGAACAGAAAAGAAUACAAGGGAUUUGUGGCAGGAGUAUUCUCUGGCAUUGCCAAGUUGGGUGGCAUGCAUCACUUACCAUUGGUCAACAGCUUUGACACCAUCAAGGUUCGUCUUCAAACAACGAAAUCUUCACAUUUUAGCGGCCCUCUAGAUUGUCUGCUUCAGACUGUGCGGAAUGAAGGGCCAAGGGCCUUGUAUAAAGGUGCGACACCACCCUUGAUGGGAUGGAUGGUCAUGGAUUCGGUCAUGCUUGGGUCAUUGACGCUCUAUCGCCGUUUCUUGUUCGAACAAAUCUUUUCAAACAAACAACUACGACGACUGAUACCGUUUGCUUCGGACAAAAUCCCAGAUCGACUAUCCAGCUUUGGCCAUGGCAUCGCUGGAAUUAUGGCGGGCUCAACAGUGAGCUUUGUAGCAGCACCUGUUGAGCAUGUGAAAGCACGAUUACAGAUCCAGUAUGCAGCUGAUAAGAAGCAACGGCUAUAUAGCGGUCCGAUCGACUGUCUAAUCCUCCCAUUAAUCUUUCGUUCGUUCUCACAGCUUCGCGUACAUGGAAUCUCUGGAAUUUAUCGCGGUCUCGGCGCCACUUUGAUCUUUCGAUCAUUUUUCUUCUUCUGGUGGGGCACUUACGACAUUUUCUCGCGAUUGAUGAAGCAGCAUACUCGACUAUCCACACCCGCCAUUAACUUUUGGGCAGGUGGGUUGUCAGCGCAAGUGUUUUGGCUUACAUCAUACCCCUCUGAUGUCGUGAAGCAACGGAUUAUGACGGAUCCGUUGGGUGGGAAGCUGGGUGAUGGCGAAAGGAGGUUUCUACGGUGGAGGGAUGCAGCCAUGGCUGUCGCGAAAGAAAGCGGGUGGAGAGGAUACUGGCGGGGAUUCUUGCCGUGUUUCUUGAGGGCAUUCCCAGCGAAUGCAAUGGCGUUGGUGGCUUUUGAGGGAGUGAUGAGAUAUAUGGGAUAG